AUGUCUCUCCGUAAGAAAGAAGGAGAUGAACAAGCCAUGGCCUCGCUGCAGAUGGAUCAAGACACUGCCCGUCGGUUGUUCGCUGCCGGCGGGGUGCUGUUGUUGUUGGAUCUGCCGAAGCAGAGCGAAUUCGGUGUCGACUGCAACGCAUGGACAAUCGGACCAAAGUUCAAAGGCUUGAAGAUGAUACCUCCCGGUCUUCAUUUAAUUUACGUCAGCGCUGCGUCGAAAGAAGGUCACCUGGCUCCAAGAGUUGCAUUUUUUCAUAAUUUUCGAGAAAAAGAAGUACUAGUGAAAAAAUGGGACUCAAAAAAUGAAGAGCUAAUUGCUGAAGACGACUUGGAAAUCGUGAAUCGCUUUCGUUUGAACUUGUUGAACCUUGACCCCUUUCUCGCGCCCUACCCAUUUCAGAAUCAUCGUCGCUGGUAUUCUUUGUCAUACGAUCUGAAUGAACAACUAGUCGGUCGUCUGCAACCGGCAAACAAGCUCUUGUCGUCCCAGGCCGAGUUCAUCAGCAAGGAGUUCGACGAACUCGGCGAAUCGUCUAUGAAAGUCGAUCGACAACAUCCGACUAGGAUUCGUUACAGUGACAAACAGGGUUUGCCGAUAUUGUUGUACAAAGAAGGAACAGAGGUCCGUUUCACGAGCAUACCUACACCGCGGGACGACGUCUGUUCGAUCGCUGAGCGAACCGAACGCGGGGCAGACUCGAGCUAUGCUUUGCAGAGCGUGCUGGCGAGUUUUCAGAAUCCGAACGAGAUUUUGGGCGAACUUCAGUUCGCUUUCAUCUGUUUUCUGUUGGUGCACAUGUACGAAGGCUUUGAGCAGUGGAAGCUGCUAAUUCAUCUGUUGUGUAACUGCCUGAAAGACCUUGAGAAGAACGAGCGUUUGUUCCUCGAUUUCAUCAUGGUUUUGCAUUACCAACUGAAAUUCGUUCCAAAGGAACUCUUCGUGGACAUUGUGUCGAAGAACAAUUUCCUCAGUGUAGAGCUGGCGAAUUUCUUUGACAUUGUCAACGAAUGCGAGCGAUGUCCUGUAUUGAAGGAAAAAGCCAGAAAGUUUCACUGCUUUCUGAUUAAAAAUUAUCGAUGGGAUUUUAAAGUAGACGACGAUUAUAAACCUGUGAUCGUUGACAGCGAACAGCAUCACCUAUCUUGA
Messenger RNA from Soboliphyme baturini, 1158 nucleotides. The record is from the annotation of a GenBank genome assembly. Lineage: Eukaryota; Metazoa; Nematoda; Enoplea; Dioctophymatida; Soboliphymatidae.